UUCUGAUUGGCUAAACAUGCUACGCGCGCUUCUGCAGCAACUUCAUAUUCCUCUUUCGCGCGGGACAUCGUGUCAUGAAGAAGCAGAGACAUCGAGCUCCGAUAAAAUCCGUAAAAUUGUUGGCCUGAAUAUACUGAUCGCUCCCAGAUCAGAGGUGGCCAUUAAAAUCCAAAGAAGAAGAAGACGUGUGCAAAUAUAUGCGAGAUCGGAAAAAAAAUACAGAAAAUACAGACUAAAAAUAAGUCGUAUAAGAUUGAAAAUUGCUUUUAUCUAACUGACAUUUGGACAUUUGGCUGUCUCUGAAGUUCAACAAAAUUUGCAGAUACUUUUGGCGAAAUUCACAAAAAUAUAGCACUAGUGAGAGUAAAGGCAGAUCUUGACGUCCACCUCACUUGGGCGAUCUGCAUGAAGGGCACCAGAUAGGGCCUCGUAAGAAUGAGGCGGAUCGAUCAUGACGGCCACGUCGCGCGGCAGGGCCCGCCGUCCUUCCGGGUGUUGGCUGUCCCCGACACCGCUUAUCUAUCGCCGACGAUUAUCCCAGCACCGCCACCGCCGCGUGCGCCUGAGCCCUACAAGAUCGCUCCGUCGUCGACGUCCUCCGGGAGGGCACAUCGUCGUUCCAGUUUCGUGAUACUUGCCGAAUCCAGACCAGCGAGCCCGGACCCCGACAAUGCAUCGCCCAAUUUGCUCACGGGAAGAGUCUCGCCCUUCCGUGGACGUGGUUUCAAGGGACCACCUCCUCAUUCAAUGUCAAGACCGCAAUCGCCGGAAAUUGCCGCAGACGGACGUCGACGUAGAAUCGAUCAAAAAGCUUCGCUAUCGCAACAAAACAGUCCUAGAAGAAGCUUGAUUCCACAACCUACUUAUCGUCAACGAUCCACUUCCUUGACGAAAGCCAACGAACGUUCGCCAUCGCCCAAGAUCGGUCGCCGAGUUGAUUCAAAGACGCGAUUGAACGUCUCAAAUUCUCAAGGUCGAUUAAAUGCGGCCAGCUCGAAAACACAGCUAAACGACUCUAGGACGCGCCUGAAUAAAUCCGAUUCGAAGAGUCGUACGAAUCUUGUUGAGUCCAAGAUCCGUUUUAUCUCCAAUUCCACCAGUAAUCUCAGUAACAACUCGACGACGAUGCGUCGGCAAGCGACGACAAAAGCAUCGACGCGACUCUCGCCAAUCCAAGGCACCCCGACAAAACCGGAAAAGGCGAGCUCUCAAUCAAAUAUAAAAAACAGGAAUUCUUUGAGGCAAUCUCCUACAAAGACAUCGAGAAUUUCACCGCGGAAAAACAAUGUUACUACUACUCGAAGAGACAAUCAGAAUAGAAAUUCUAGCAAAGAACGUGUUCUUUCGCCAUCAAAAAUUCCCCUGAAGACGAAUGGUUCAUCGAGUACCAGCAGGUUUAUCUCAAUGCCCGAACAAAGCUCGGAAAGAUUUGUGAAGACGGGCAAAAUUGUGAAAGAAGGUAGAAAUGACAAGCAGACAGCUAACCAAUCUCUUCAGAAUGAUCAAUCGUCCGAACUGAAUCCAAAAGAAAGCAAGGGAACUCUUGAAGGGAACUCUUCGGGCAAUAUGGACGAAAUGGAUCUCAUAAAUCUGCUGAAGCAAACCUCGCAAACAACUGGCACGUCUGAACGUUUAGUGAAUACUACCACGACCACGGCAGUGCAGCCGUUACAUAUCGAUGCGAACACGCUUCUCGUCGAGCCAAAUCAGCAGAAGGAACGAUCCGAAGGAACGUCCAAAUCUGUCUCUCCUACAUUCAAGGGAGAAUCACCAGUGCCGGUUUCGAUGCAAAAUACAGCAUCGAUGCAUCAGAGACCCGUCGAAAAUCAACCAAGCAAAACGAAUCAAGCGAGUAAUAAUCCUGGGAAUGAUAAUAAGGAUUCUUCCAUCGGUGCGGAGAGUAACACCAUAGGACAUAUUAAGAGCGGUAGCAUUGGCCAAUCUACGAAGGUUGUCACCAAGGUAAACGGUGAAGAUCAGCGUUUAAACUCGACUCAUCAGCGUUCGAAUCAAUCUUCUGCCAACCAGCAUUCUGGUAAAAAUCAGAAUACUCGUGCAUCUAAACAAAGCGAUGGAAAGACUCUGGGAGAAUCGGAAACGAUAGAGGUGAAGAGCAGCACCACGAGUAGUAAGGUAGCAGCAGCCACUGGUGAGAUUUCAGUGAACGAUAAGAUGCCAAACGUAAUGGAGAACGAUUCAAAAAUUGCUAGGACAGUCGAAAAAGCGGAAACGGCGAUGAAUAACGCGACGACGGUAAACAACACGACAGCGAUGAAUAGCAAAACGACGAGUUACAACAACAACGUGAAUUCCGCGAUCGGUGCAGUGAACGCGAGUGUAAACAGUGGUGUUGUGGUACGAACGAGGAAUGAGAAUCGUGGUAGCGACGCGUCCCUGAAGUCAUCUACCGGUGCAUCCACGGGUUCCAUCGAGAGCGUACGGUCGACGGAUACAGGAGUAAGUGUGAACACGGUCAAAGGGGUGUCCUCACCGAGGGAGAAAACGGGUGUGCACAUGGUGAAGCGUCCGCAAGAGAUCGAGACGCUUAGCGGCAACAUCGUCCACAUCGAGCAGAAUGGAGAGCCAACUGUCCUGGCUUCUUGCAACGAAAAGGAACAAGCAAAAGCUAGUGAAAAGCUAUUGACACGUUGGGGAAGAUCUCUGAGUCAGUACUCCAAGUGCUGCUCUGGCAUGAGGUGCCUUGCUUGUCGCAGAGACCCCAAGAGUUUUCUAUGGACCAGGAAUCAAAAGAGAGCGAUGGUGAUCAACGAUACUCCGCCACCGGUUGCACCAUCACCUGCGACAAACACGUUGUCCUGUUGGUCGAAACUGAAAUCGCGAUGCAGAUGCUCUAGAUUACAAGAGAUCAAGUGUUGUACAAGAAAAUCCAGAGUCGCUCCUGCCGAGUCUACCGUUUGCUGUCCACCGGAGAGAAGAUGUGGUGCGAUUUGUCGUCGCGUGUUCGGCUGUUGCAGUUGCAAACGCGCGGACACGCAACAACGCACAAAAAAUACACGUGCCAAGCACAGUCUUACAAGUGUAGUGCCGCCACCCUUAUCUGAGGAACCAAAGGCCAAGUUACCAGAUGUUUUAGUGGAGUACAAUUCUGUUAUGCGUGGCGCCAUUCCUUGCCUCCCGGUUCCUCUCGCCUGGUUCUGCCUAAUAUGGAAUAUUUUAUUACCAGGGACUGGAACUGUUUGGAGCGGUUUAUUUGAUUUAUGUACCGGACAGCCGCGAUUCUCUCCCGUUGCUGGAUUAAAGUCACGACUGGGUGCACUUAUUGUCAAUCUUGUUGUGGGUGUUGGUCAAUUAUUUACUGUUCUAUUUUGCCUCGUUGGAUGGGGCUGGAGUAUUUGGUGGGGCGUCAUCAUGGUCCGUUUAGCUAGAAAAUACAAACGGUUCAAGGCUUCGGAAGCUGCCAGCAACGAUCUCGAAGCCAGAGGAGGCGAACCGGGUCCCCUGCCUCCCGGUGUGCCGAGCCAAGCCUUACGAGAGGUGGAAAGGGCACGAUGAUGCAUUUUUAAUAAAAAAGGGAUUAUGAUUAUUCUCCGAUUGUCCAAAGAAAUUUUAUAUCUUGUUCGACAAGCUUUCGUGCUUCGUUUGAUAUGAAUCGUCAUGAAUUGAAAAAUAUCGUCCGCAUGAAUAAAAUAAUAUUGCUGGUGCAGCUUGUAAUAAUGGUUAUAUAUUUGCGAAGAUGAUAUUAAGAGAGAUAUUUCAGACCAAAAUUUUUCUCUACAGUUGAAUCAUGACAAAAGGUGAAAAUUAAAUAAAAAUUUUGAAACAACAUAUUAAACUAUACGAUAUAAAUUUGAUAAAUAGGUAAUUGAAAAAGGUCACCAAUGAUUAAGACGAUCGAGUAUUUAAAUUUUUUUUAUGUCAUUCAUU
Messenger RNA from Camponotus floridanus (Florida carpenter ant), 3885 nucleotides. RefSeq names its product protein stum (gene stum). Gene Ontology annotation, biological process: sensory perception of mechanical stimulus; proprioception; taxis. Lineage: Eukaryota; Metazoa; Arthropoda; Insecta; Hymenoptera; Formicidae. The coding region runs from base 436 to 3513 and encodes 1025 amino acids. The transcript has 11 exons. Gene Ontology annotation, cellular component: sensory dendrite. The record is from RefSeq and is a predicted model, not a curated record.